Messenger RNA from Sorex fumeus (smoky shrew), 1710 nucleotides. Its product is annotated as tripartite motif-containing protein 60-like. Bases 1 to 1710 code for a protein of 569 amino acids. Lineage: Eukaryota; Metazoa; Chordata; Mammalia; Eulipotyphla; Soricidae. Gene Ontology annotation, molecular function: zinc ion binding; protein binding. The record is from RefSeq and is a predicted model, not a curated record. The transcript has 3 exons.
AUGGAGGAGGUGUCGGCAGCCCUGGCCAAAAUGCAGCCAGAGCUCAUCUGUCACAUCUGCCUGGACUACCUCAAUGACCCCAUCACCAUCUACUGCAGACACAACUUCUGUGACUCCUGCAUCCGCAUGUCAUGGAAGGACUUGCAGGAUACAUUCCCUUGUCCUGUGUCUCAGCAAUCCUGCCAGGAGUUGCGCGUCAGUGCCAACGCCCAGCUGGGCAGCUGUAAAGACCUCAGGAUCUGCAAAGGAGAAAUCAAAAACAAGUUUGUGGUAGUAAAACUUGCUGACAACCUGGAAAGAGGUCAGCUUUCCUCAAAGCCUUCCCUGGCUGAGAUCCCAGCAGAGGCCAGCUGCCCUCACUGUCUGGAUUACCUGAGAGACCCAGUGACCCUUGAGUGUGGGCACAACUUCUGUGAUUCCUGCAUCCACCAGUGCUGGAUUGACCUCCAGGACGUCUUCCCGUGUCCCGUCUGUCUCCACCACUGCCCUGACAGGAACUUCAAGAGGAACAACCAAUUGCGUCACGUCACAGAAGUCCUUAAGCAGCUCCCCACUGGAAAGAGCAAAAGGAAAUGGCAGGCAGAGGAACCCCUGUGUGAGAAGCACAAUGAGGCCCUGGACCUGUUCUGUGAGGAGGACCAGCAGCUGUUGUGUCCUCAGUGUCGAAUCUCCACUCACCACCAGGCUCACCACCUGAUCCCCACUGACAGAGCUGCAGAGAGUCAAAGGAAGAAGCUCAAAGGAUUCAUAGAACUUCUGAAGACAAAGAUGAGCGAUGCUGAAAAGGAGUGUGAAAAUCAAAUUGCACAGAGUGUGGAAGGAAGGUGGAAAAUAGCUUCUUGGAAAGAAGAACUACAAACUGAAUUUGAGCAGUUCAAACUUUCCUUGAGUGAAGAGCAAUUUUCAAUUCAUGUCAGCUUGCUCAAUAGAGAGAGAGAGAUGGAAGAACAGAUAGCGCAGAAUAAGAGCCAAAGUUUAAGCAGUAUGAACACAGUAAAAAUUCUCUUGGGUGACAUAACAGAGAAGUGUUUGCAGGCUGACCAGGAUUUUCUAGCAACUGCUGAGAACCUGCAGCAUAGGUAUAAAAACCCACUCUUCCCUACAGUCUCCUCAUAUGAAUUCAAGAAUGAGAGCUACACACUUCCUCCCAAUUAUGUUGGUCUGCACAAAAUAAUGAGCAAAUUCCAGGAGAAUUUGACACUGGAUCCUGAUACCGCCCAUCCAAGUCUGACCAUCUCCAAAGAUAGAAGUAGUGUCCACAUUGGAUCAAGUCACCCUCACCUGCUGGACCACCGUCAUGUUGACAACAUUGUUCCUUUCCCAGCUCUGCAGUGUUGUGAGUCCUUUGAUGGAGGCAGGCAUUUUUGGCAGGUAGAAGUGAGAGGCAUAGGCGAAUGUUCCCUCGGAGUGUGUAAAGCAUCCUUCCAUGAUCAUACUUGGACACUUCCCUUCUCUCAAAGUGACUUAUGGCAAUCAGAUAUCACCUUGUCUUUCCCUGGUAAUAUGCACAUUGAAAGGCCAGAACAAUUUGUGAGAACGAGAAUUGGUGUUUUUCUGGAUUAUGAAAUGGGAGAACUUUCUAUUUUUAAUAUGAAUAACAGGUCAUGUUUGCAUAGGCUCACUGGUACACUCUCAGAAAAAGUGAUACCCUAUUUUGCUAUUGGACCUUUAUCGAAAUCUCUUACAAUGCAUAUCGUUAGAGACGAAUGA